CCGUUUGGUAGCAUGGCUAGGGUCGUACUUGGCGGUGAAUUCAAGAUAUCUUAACCUGACAUGUAAAACAAUGACCAGCAACGAUAAAACUCCUUUUGAUGAAGGAAAUACUAGUGAAGAUAAUCGAUCGACUGCUUCACAAGAUGGCGAUCAUGGCAGUACAACUCAAGAACAUAACCCACAUGCAAUGGGAAAAAAUAUAAAUGAAUACCAAGCACUGAUGAGUUUUAUCAAAGGGAAUAUUGGUACUGGUAUAUUAUCUAUGCCAGUUGUUUUCAAGUAUGCUGGUUUGUGGGUAAAUUUUUCUUUGCUUAAUUAGUGCAUAUAUUAUGUAUGUGUAUUGUUUUAGACUGGAUUCGUUAUGUUAAUAGUGGCUGGAUUUGUAUCAACUUAUCUAAUGCAUGUACUUUUGAGAACAGCAAAUAAAGCUCAAGUGAAAUAUGGAUGGGAUAGAUCUAAAAUGGAUUAUGCAGAGGCGGUAUUUGUUGUGCUUAAAUAUGGUCCAGAGAAAUUGAGAAAAAUCAAAGGGAAAAUAAAGCAUACAGUUAAUGGUUUCUUAAUUAUUACACAAGUUGGCUUUUGCUGUGUUUAUACACUGUUCAUUACGGAGAAUAUUCGAUAUUUUUUAAUAUAUUUCUUUCCGCACCUUAAUACAAAUAUCUACUUAGUUGGAUUUGUUGUCUGUUUAGUGCUAAUUGUGAUGAAUUUUAAAAGCAGUAUGCGUGUAGUCACGUAUUUAUCUGCUUUGGCCAAUAUAUGCACUAUUAUCGGUAUGCUAUUAAUAUUUGGCUAUUUAUUCACAUCUGGAUUAUACCCAGUCAGUAAAUUUCCAAUUAUCACUGAUUUCAAAGGUCUACUAAUUGCAUUCAGUAUAGUUAUGUUUUCAUUUGAAGGGAUAAGUUUGGUAUUACCAAUUCAAAGUAAAAUGGCUGAUCCUAUUGGAUAUGGAUCAUGGUUUGGUGUUCUUAAUGUUGGCAUGAUUAUUGUUGUUUGCUUAAAUUUGGCAAUUGGAUUUUAUGGAUUUUUAAGAUUUGGUGAAAAUUCAGAAGGCAGCAUCACAUUGAAUAUACCACAGUUUCCUUAUUGGUUUGCUCCUGUUAAACCAUUAUUCAUAAUAGCUAUGUUUGUCAGUUAUCUAUUACAAUAUUAUGUACCAGCUACAAUAUUUAGUCGUUUAAUGGAAAAGAUAAAAUGUCAUCGUGAAGGAUCGACUCGUCGAAGAUAUAUUCACUUGAAAGCGAUGCGUAUCAGUCUAGUGAUAUUAUCAUAUGCAGCUGCUGUUCUAAUCCCUCGAAUUGAUCUCCUCAUCUCGCUGAUGGGAGCAUUCGCUGGUUCUGUGCUUGCUUUUAUCUUACCUGCCUCAUUGGAGAUUAUUUUUCUAUGGUCUGAACGUGAUCAAAUCCCUUGGUUUUGGUUGAACAUAUUUACUAAGCAUAUUAUAUUCAUUCUAAUUGGUCUACUCAGUCUGAUCGGUGGGACAGUGGCGACAAUCAUACAGAUAAUUGAAGCGUUCACACCAUCUUAAUUACUGUUAUUUUUCUCAUUAUUGAUUAAAAUCAUGUAUUUGUUUUGAUUUUUGAUUUGUUACUACUACUGACUACUGAUUUGUGUGUAGUCAGUAGUUGCUAGAGAAAAAGCAGAAAUAUUUUUUGCCUUCUGUAUUGCCGAUGAUGAUGAUGGUGAUUCUCUACUUAUAUUUAUUGAAAAUUUAUUUGAUCACUAUGUGCCUUAACGAUUCCAACUGUAUUUAUUUAUCUAUAUUACGUAAUAUUCUAUCCUAUUUUAUGCUGUGUUCAUGAUGAUAAUAAUAAUAAUACGUGAAGAGGACAAAACAUGAUCAAAUUACGUAUUUUUUCUAAGAAGUUACGAUUAAAGUCUAUUGCCCACAUAAUUGACUGUUGUAUUUUUUUCUCCUAGGAUGUGAUGUCAUUUCAUCAUGAUUUUAUGCAUAUUUGGAGCUAUUGAGAAUAAAAAA
Trichobilharzia szidati is the source of this 1975-nucleotide messenger RNA. The record is from the annotation of a GenBank genome assembly. Lineage: Eukaryota; Metazoa; Platyhelminthes; Trematoda; Strigeidida; Schistosomatidae.